Molecule: messenger RNA, 3092 nt
Organism: Notothenia coriiceps (black rockcod)
Lineage: Eukaryota; Metazoa; Chordata; Actinopteri; Perciformes; Nototheniidae
Gene: pusl1
Product: pseudouridine synthase like 1
Exons: 8
Coding region: 518-1426 (302 amino acids)
Biological process (GO): tRNA pseudouridine synthesis
Molecular function (GO): RNA binding; pseudouridine synthase activity
Source: RefSeq, a predicted model, not a curated record
CCAUCUCCACUACUGUAUCGUCUCUGAACGCAAUUUUUCUCAAGGCAGAUGGCUUUGCGGCUGGUCGAGGAUGACGUAGACACACACCCCCUCUUUGGAUUAUGACGCAAACAAAAAGCGACCGACAGGGCUGCAAACCCCUUGGAACAUGUUUUGCCUUAACUUUACAUGAAUGCUUACAUAUAUUGGUAAUUUAUAAUAGGAUAAAUGAUCAGACGUCUCGACUGUUCUUCCGGACUACAGAUAUAACUAGGCUACUUGGAAAUGCGGCACGUGUCAACAGUCUGCCUGCUCGCGCCUGCUGUGUUGUCCCUGCUGUAGUUUGUCGCAUCUGAGUGCCUCACCUGCAGGUUUUAAGGUCGUUCUUCACCGGCUCCCAGUACCUGUCAUUACCAUAGACGCGUUAAUGUCAAAGUUGUGACAGUAAAAAUAAUAUUUUACAAUGUACCCUUCUGUUGACGCAUGACCAAUUUGUAUCACAUUAUGAUAAGGAAGUGUCAAGACAUUUAGAGACAUCAUGCACAACUGUGCACGCUAUCUCAUCUUCUUUCAAUACAUUGGAACAAAAUACAGUGGUGUAGUGAAAGUGCCUCAACAUGAACUUGUUAAGAAAGGGGUCCAGAACCACUUGGAGGAUGCAAUAAGGAGGCUGAAGCCGAUCAACCCAGUGUCUCUGUCAGUUUCCAGCAGGACAGACCGAGGCGUCCACGCCCUCUCUAACUCCGCUCACUUUGACCUCCAACGCAAGAACGAUAAGCCGCCAUUUGCCGAAGACAUUAUUGUUCAGGCUCUUAAUAACCAUCUCAAAGAAGAGCAGAUUGGAAUCACCCGUGCCCUCCGUGUGCCUGAUAAUUUCCAUGCCCGUUUCCGUGCCAAUUCUCGGACCUACGUAUACCGGAUCGCGUUGGGAGUCCCCCACCACACUCUGCUUCCCGUCACAGAGCGCCAUCUCUGCUGGAACCUCAGCAACACGGAGCUGGAUGUGGGAGCCAUGCGCGAGGCUGCCACCCUGCUGGUUGGGACUCAGGACUUCAGCACCUUCAGGGCAGUCAGCUCUGACAUCCAUUUUAAAAACCCUGUGAAGACGCUUGAUGUGGUCGGCAUACAACCAGGAAGAUCUUUCCUACAAACACAUUUCCACAGAGAAAUACCAUUCUGGGAGAUCACGUUUACAAGCAGAUCGUUCCUCUAUAAGCAGGUGCGCAGGAUGACGGGGGCCCUGGUGGCUGUAGGGCGGGGGAGGCUCUCUGUGCCCCAGCUGAAGGAGAUACUGUUGGCUAGGGACUCGCUCGCUUACCCACAAGCCAUGGCGGCUCCACCUGACGGCCUCUUCCUCACCAGGGUGGACUACAGAGAGACAGACCUGCAGUUUUCACAACAGACGUCAGAGGAGCAAUGCAUCUCCAGUGGAAACUCAGAGGAAUAAUGAUUGUUUAUAAUUUCCGUAAUGCUGUGUGCAAUGUUUGUAAUAAAGUUUUGAAUGUGUAUAUUAUUUUCUUUACUUACAACCAGAAUAAACUUACGAAUAAAGCAGCUUCACUUUGAGUGAAUGACCCCAGUAGGUGUAAUUAACAAAAUAAUGACCACACUCAGACAAAUAAGCAUAACUUCAUCCGGAUAACAUGUUCAUGUUGUUUUAAUUCAUAUUAACAAUACAUAAACUGUGUCCAUGAACGCAGCUCAGCUACAGAAUACCACACACCUUGAACCUAUCAUUGUCUACACAUGACCUUCAGGUUACAGACAACGUUCUUUAAGCCUCGUCAGGCAGUAUUACUCCUAUGUGUAUGAACAGGGUUCUGGUAGGUUCUGAAUAUAAUCAAACAAGGUAUACAACAGGUGGAGAAGAGGAGUGUCAAGUCCUGUAGCCAAAACUGCUUUGAGUGUCCAUGGCUCUGGUCCAGUGGUUUUUUACAUUAUGGAUCAACAAAAUGCACACACUCACUGAUCAUUUUUACAUCCAGAUGUCCAAAUAAAACUGCAUACAUUGGUUCUUUACCCGAAAGUCUUCAGAGCACUCUCACUUGUUUCUAAUCGUCCGUAAACAGUCCAUUAAAACCGGACUACCACCAGCCGUCUUCUUAAUUUCGGUGAGAGCCAGAUGAGGUUUGUACGAGGUUAAAUCCCUGCUCUUAAUGUUCCAGCGUGUUGAUCAAACGCACCAGACCACCCACUGUUCCUAUUAUUUUGUACCUCUGAUGCAAGAUGAACUGAUUUAGGCUCACCGUAUUCGAAGAGCCGCGUCUGUCAAAAUUGAACCUUGUGAGGAAUGUUUUUUUUGCACUACUUUAACCUAUUUCUUUUUUUAUAUGUACACAAGUACAUGUUUAUUUAUCCAUGCGUCAGUGUUGAAGCAACACAAUGAAUCUGAUUGGCAUAGGUCCUCAGUCAAUUCAGCAUUUGGUUUCACACAUCCUAAAGACGCUCAAUAUAUAAUCAAAAUGUCAAGUGUUAGUCAGAAUAUGAAGCCCAAUGUCUUAGAAACAAAAUCAUAUGUAUAUAUAAUGCACUUGAGGAAGGCAUUGCGUUAUAAUAACAGCACAGUCUGGGUGAAUGUAGCUGAGUCAGGUCAAACUGGAGACCCUGAUUGGAAACAAUGAUGAAGAGUGACACUGAUGUCCACAUUAGAAAUAAAAUGAUUAAUGAUCGGAAGUGGUGCCAAGAUAUCCUGAUAAAAGUCGUAAUCAUUUAAAAAAGGAUACAAAUGACAUGCGUAAGAUGUGUGGGUGAAUGAUGGUUAAAUACUAGCUUAAGAAAAGAUAUUUGUAUGUCCAUGACUUGGAGUUAUUAGUGUCUUAUGACUCUAGGCAGCCAUUUGACUACACACCCUGACGCUAAAGCUGAGGUUAAUUCAGGAUUCAUUUCUUUCAUGUGAAUACAGGUUGAUAUUAUUUGAAAAUAGCUAUCACAGGUUGAUAAGCUUGCAUAGACCCUUGAAACCCAACCAUAACCCUCAUUAACAAUCUCAAUGAUUAAUCUACCGCUCGGCAGCAUACCCAACUUCACACUUUGUAGUCAAUUCAUUUACAGCACAGUAACUGCUGUACUGAUCUACGUGAUACGCUUACAUUCAAUCAUACUUUCCUACUUUU